AUGUCUUCUGCCUUCCAGUCUGUGCUCAGGAGAAUGGGCAAAUCUGAAAGCCAAAUGGACAUCAUGGAGAAAUCUAGUAAACCCGGGAGACACCGCUGGACCGCAGCAGAGAUUGGGCUGUCCGUGCUGCUGCUGCUGGUCAGCUGUGCUCUGGCCGGACUCGUGGUGCUCUACACAGCUGCAGUAAAAGAGCAAUCUAACCGGAAUGGGCCCGGCAGUUCCAGGGGCUCCACAAGCGAAGGCCAGCAGGAUCUCACGAGCGUAGAGCAAGUUUGCACCACGGCUGACUGUGUAAAUGCUGCUGCGCGGCUGCUGCAAAACAUGGACGACUCUGUGAAACCUUGUGAAAACUUUUACCAGUUUGCCUGCGGAGGCUGGUUGGAGCGGCACGUCAUCCCAGAGACCAGCUCCAGACACAGCGUCUUUGACAUUCUGCGAGACAAACUGGAGAUCGUCCUCAAAGGUUCUCUGGAAACUCCAAGUGACCAGGACAGAGAUGCCAUCAGGAAAGCCAAAGUGCUGUACAGCUCCUGCAUGAAUGAAAGUCUUAUUGAGCAGCGAGAUUCUCAGCCUCUUCUCAAUCUCAUUGAGAGCAUCGGAGACUGGCCUGUGGCGACGGAGAACUGGAACAGCACAGAGGAGGUCUGGAGCCUGGAGGACACUCUGGCCACGCUCACAGCUCGCUUUCACAAGAAGGUCGUGCUGGACUUGUACGUGUGGACAGACGACCGCGACUCGCAACGACACGUUAUCUAUAUCGAUCAGCCGGGACUGGGGAUGCCGUCUAGAGAUUACUACUUCAACGAUGGAAACUACAAAAAGGUUCGAGAGGCGUACCUCCACUUCAUGGCUUCCAUCGCCAAAAUCACUCGCGAGGACAGAAACUUGACUCAGGACGACGAUCGGGUUUUGGAAGAGAUGAUGGAAGUGCUGGAGCUGGAGACCGACAUCGCAAACGCCACGUCUCCGGCAGAAGAGCGACAAGACGUCACGGUUCUCUACAACAAGAUGAGUCUGAGUGAGCUGCAGAGCACAUACAGCUUCAAUGGUUUUAACUGGACCAGAUUCAUCCAGGGCGUUCUCUCCAGUGUGUCAGUGGAGAUCCAGUCAGAGGAGGAGGUGGUGGUCUACAGCGCCCCCUACCUGGAGAGGAUGAACGAAGUAUUGUCCCGACACAGCGUACGAACUAUGCAGAACUACCUCACAUGGCAGCUCAUCAUCGACCGAGUGAACAGUCUGAGUCGCAGGUUCAAAGACGCCCGUGCACGAUACAGAAAGACUCUUUAUGGGACGACGGUGGAGGAUGCCUGGUGGCGUGAGUGCGUCCGCUACAUCCAGAGCAGCAUGGAGAACGCCGUCGGGGCUUUGUACGUGAGAGAAACCUUUGCCGGGGAGAGCAAAAGGAUGGUUAGCGAUCUCAUUGUUAAAAUCCAACAAGCGUAUGUGGAGACGCUGGAGGAGCUGAGCUGGAUGGACACGCAGUCGAAAGAAAAGGCACGAGAAAAGGCAAUGUCCAUAAAGGAACACAUCGGCUACCCAGACCACAUUCUAGAGGAAGACAACCAGAAACUUGACCAGGAAUACAGCCAUUUAAACUUCAGCGUGGAGCAUUACUUUGAAAACAUCCUGGAAAACCUUCACUCCGAGGCCCACAAGAGUCUGAAGAAACUCCGCGAGCCAGUGGACCCUAAUCUGUGGAUCAUUGGUGCUGCUGUGGUCAAUGCAUUCUACUCUCCAAACAGAAAUCAGAUUGUAUUUCCAGCUGGGAUCCUACAGCCUCCGUUCUUCAGUAAGCACCAGCACCAGGCCCUGAACUUUGGAGGCAUCGGAAUGGUGAUCGGACACGAGAUCACGCAUGGCUUUGAUGACAAUGGUCGUAAUUUUGAUAAAGACGGAAACAUGCUGAACUGGUGGAGUAACUACUCAGCGGAGCAGUUCAAGGACCAGUCUCAGUGCAUGGUGCAACAGUACGGAAACUUCAACUGGAAACUCGCCGGCGGACAGAAUGUUAGUGGCAUCAGCACUUUAGGAGAAAACAUUGCAGAUAACGGAGGAGUGCGUCAGGCCUAUAAGGCCUAUCUGAAGUGGGUUGAGAAGGAGGGAGAGGAACCACGGCUGCCCGGUUUAGACAUGGACCACAAGCAGCUUUUCUUUCUCAAUUUUGCUCAAGUGUGGUGUGGGGCGUAUCGGCCAGAGUACGCGAGUCAAUCCAUCAAAACAGACUCCCACAGUCCUUUGGAAUACAGGGUCCUGGGAUCGCUCCAGAACUUCAAUGCGUUUUCCGAAGCGUUCCAGUGUCCGCGAGGGAGUCGGAUGAAUCCGGAACAAAAGUGCAGAGUCUGGUAG
Molecule: messenger RNA, 2346 nt
Organism: Knipowitschia caucasica
Lineage: Eukaryota; Metazoa; Chordata; Actinopteri; Gobiiformes; Gobiidae
Source: the annotation of a GenBank genome assembly